Messenger RNA from Entrophospora candida, 459 nucleotides. The record is from the annotation of a GenBank genome assembly. Lineage: Eukaryota; Fungi; Glomeromycota; Glomeromycetes; Entrophosporales; Entrophosporaceae.
AUGAAAUAUCAAGGUUAUGUUGCGCUAGUUUCCUACUUAAAGCAACAAAAAGGCUGUUUGUAUUAUGAGUUUUUAAAUGCACAUUGUGAUGUAAUAGUUGCUUCAUAUCCAUUUCCAGAUGAUUGGUGGGCCUUGAUGGAAUAUGCUGAAGAGCACUUCUGGUCAGGUCCUGCCUGGAAUGAUGAUGAAUGGAACAGGCUUGAUUUUCAAUGUUAUUGGGAAGAAAUAUUGGAAGAAAGAAAAAAAAGGCAAAGAUGUGAUGCUAGAUUUUUGACCUCAUCUGCAAGUCAAAUAAAAAUUCCUUUUGUACAAAUUGCUGGAACCAAUGGUCAGAUGCUAUUAGAAGUGUUGCUCAAUGGAUUUUAUUUAAUAGUGCCUAGUCCAAAAUUUCAGAUCCCAACUAAAAUAGAUCAAAUAGUCAAGUUAAGGCAAACUGUAAGGGUUGUUCAGCAUGUUAUG